Molecule: messenger RNA, 436 nt
Organism: Nematocida parisii ERTm1
Lineage: Eukaryota; Fungi; Microsporidia
Exons: 1
Coding region: 1-258 (85 amino acids)
Source: RefSeq, a predicted model, not a curated record
AUGAUGAAUAUGGAUUCUAUAAAGGUAAAGGUAAUUUCUAUGAAAGAGUACAUUCCAGACAUGUCACUAAGAAACAUUCAAGACAUAGUGUACAUAACCAAUCCAGACCAGAUUAAAAGAAGAAACAAAUACAUACUGGUUGGUGCUAUAACACUUGCAGUAAUUAUGCUUAUAGUAGUAGGAGGUCUUAUAGCCAGACGGUUCAUGAAUAAAAACAAUGAGAGACAAGAAAAUGAUAAUGCAGGUAUUGCUGCUUAAGAGCCACUGUUUUAAGAAACAGCUGCCGAAUUAUAACCAUAAUUAAGAAAAAAUACAUGGUUGAUUACCGCAAUAGGAUAAAUAUAGACGUAUCUUCUUAUGUAUAUGCCAAAGGCAAUGCAUAUAUAUUUUUAACUAAAUGUAUAAUAGAAGAACAAAUUAUUCAUAGCAAACCAGC